UAUUGAUGACAACGUCAAACGAGACAUAUCUGGCGACAAUAAUAUCAUGAUUCAUUCAUAGAAUCCGUAAAAAAAAACAUAUCCGUUUCAAAUUAACAUUAUGCCAUUUAGUAUAAUGGACCUCUCAGCAGACAUGCUUCAUACGCCGACUAAACCCAAGCCUUCUCCAACGCCAGUUUCCGACACGUGCAUGUUCGACAAGCUGUUGUGUUUCUUUUGUUGUUAGUCGCCAUGCGGAAAUCAACAAGAAAACCUAACAUCUCACCUGCAAGCGAUUACCACCGAAAAUGCUUCGUUUCACGCAUACCGCGGGCGGUGAGGGUGGCCAAGCCUCAAGGCCCCCAGAACAUGCGAUACGAACAGUAUAUCGAGAUCAGCGAUGACAAUGAACUAGAGGCGUAUACCCGGAAGAAACUCUGCAUACCAGAAAACACAGUGAAAACCAAAACUGAUAAGAAAAAUAAAACUGAGAUUAAUGCGGACCUCUCCGAAGAAGCAAUCGUAGAACCCCUCAUAGAAAGUUACUUCGACAAUAACUAUGUCGACAGUACCCUCCUUAAUUUUGAUGUUAAAUCAGCAACUAACUCAUCGGUCGCUCCUAUUAAGAAACUUAACUUUCAACUACCAGACGAAGAUGAAAAACUUGCUAAAGAGGAACACAUGGACUGGCAAGACUACCAUGAUCUUAAAGUCAUACAUCAGUUUUUGGAUGACCUGGAGUCUGCCUACCCGUCUCUGUGCACUACCACCACUAUUGGCACAUCAGCUCAAGGUCGUAACCUAAAAAUCCUGAAGAUCUCAAACAGCAACGUAGGUAAUGCAGCAGUGUGGUUGGACGCGGGAAUACAUGCGCGGGAGUGGAUCGCGCCUGCAGUCAACACGUACAUAGCAGAUCACAUCACCAGGAACUUCGAGGACCUUCCUGAAAGUAUCACCAAUAAGGAUUGGUAUUUCUUACCCGUUGUGAAUCCAGACGGAUACCAGUACUCGCACACUGUGGAUCGCAUGUGGCGUAAGAAUCGCGCGUGGUAUGGCGGACAUUGCGUCGGAGUCGACCUUAACAGAAACUUCAGCGUUGGUUGGGGUGGCAAAGGGUCUUCAGAUCGUCCCAACAACGCAUUCUACAGAGGUCCCGCGCCGUUUUCGGAGCCAGAAACAAAAUCCAUAAGGGACAUGUUUUUAAAGUCAGGAAUAAGGUUUAAAGUGUACAUCACACUGCAUAGCUAUGGGCAAAUAAUAAUAUUUCCAUACGCCUGCAGCUCCGAACUAGCCCCGGACUAUGUGCGGCUCCUCGAAGGGGCUACUGUUAUGUCUAAGGCUAUCUAUGACAACAGUGGUCGCAUAUAUAAAGUGGGCAUUUCAAGGGACGUCAUGUACGGAGCUUCGGGCACCAGCAACGACUUUGCACAUGGAGGCGCCGGUAUCCCUUACUGUUACCUCAUCGAACUAAGGAGCAAACAACACAAAUUCAGGCUGCCCAAAGAGGAAAUAGAAGAAACCGGCAACGAAAUAUUAAGUUGUGUUAAAGCGUUGAUGGAAUUUGUAGAUUCUAAUACAUACAAAUAUGCAGAGGAUGACGAGAAAAUCGACUUAACAGACUAUGAUGACGAAAGUGUAAUUUUGAAAAGGAGCGACUCCACCGUACGCACUGGCAGUUCUCACAUCAGGAGACGAGAAUCUUACGACAAAAGACACUAUUCUUACGCUAAUGCGAGCAAUUCUUCCAUGACAAUUAAAGAUUCAUUCGUCAGAUGGACAAAGUGUAAUGUAAAAGGCUCGAAAAAUAGCUCGAAAAACAGCUCGAAAACUGACACCAGAAAAUCUGAUUAUUUCGCAAGCACAACAAACAGUUCUAACACAAAAACCAACGAAACCUCAUCACUAAGUACAGAAACUACACACGAUAACUUUGAACUGCCAUCAGAACCUGAAGAUUUCAAGGAUAAAAGCGAUAAGAGUGACAACGGUGACAAAAGUGACAACGGUGACAAAAGUGACAACGGUGACAAAAGUGAAAACGGUGACAAAAGUGAGAACGGUGACAAAAGUGAAAACGGGGAUAAAAGUGACAACGGUGACAAAAGUGAAAACGGUGAUAAAAGUGACAACGGUGAUAAUAGUGAUAACUGUGACAAAAGCGACAAAAAUGACAAUAGUGAUAAAAGUUAUGAAGGUGAUAGAAGUGAUUCCUUUCUAGAUUUGAACGACUCGUUUAUGAAAACCACUGAAUGUUAUAAGGACUUGGUGACUGGUGACUCAUUUCUAGAUAAUCCCAAUAGUUGUUUAAAAGAGACCGAUUCUUACAUGGACAAAGCUAAUGAAUACAUGAAGAAAGCUGAUUCUUAUAUAGCUAAAACUGAUGCAUACAUGAGAGAAACGGACUCGUACAUAAAGAGGGCGCAUUACUACGACAAGUUUUACGAACAGAGUAAAGACUUUCACGAGACGAGAAACAAACUGUUAAAGAGUACCACUGAUAGUGUAGCGAAGACCGAUGUACAAAGUGAAAGUAAACCAGUCAAAGUGGCACCAACGAUUCCUAAAACACAAGUAUGGGAAGUAAGAUUUCUUAGGGAGGGUCAGAGGCACUUCGUGAAAACUUUGGAUACUAUCGGAGAAUAUCAUGAAUGUAGUAUAAAAACAUUUGUAAUGACAUCCGAAAGUAAAGCUAGCCAACAAGACCAACAACUCGUAUCAAUUGAAGACAUCUUCGCUGGGAUAGUAUCUUUCAUUCUACACUUUGUGGACGCGGCGCCAGGCCCGAUAAACAUAUGGAAAGAGGAACGUAGUACAAUGGAUAUUAUGGUUGACGGCCCCCGAGCCGCUCAAGUGGCCGGGAUACUACACGAGAGAGAUAUCCCAUUUUCAAUAGCCGUACCAGAUGUUGCUUCACUGGUUGAAAGGGAACAGGGUAACAGUAUCACAAGAACUAUCAGGAAAAACUCUGGACCGAAUAAGACAAUGGACUGGAUGAACUAUCACCGACUUGAAACUAUCUACGCGUUCAUGGACAACUUGGCAGCACAAUAUCCGUAUUUGUGUACAAUCAGUGUGAUUGGGAGGUCUGUGGAAGGCAGAGAUUUAAAGGUGCUGAAGAUAUCGAAUGGCAAGUCAAACAACGCCGGUGUGUGGCUGGACGGAGCCAUCCAUCCUCGCGAGUGGAUCAGCCCGGCUGUGGUCACGUUCAUCGCAGACAAGAUCGUCAGGACAUUCAAUGAAAUGCCGGAAAGCGUCACCAAUAAAGACUGGUACAUUCUACCAGUGAUGAAUCCAGAUGGCUAUGAAUAUACUCACACACAUGACAGGAUGUGGAGGAAGAACCGCGCGCGAUACGGAGAAUGCAUUGGCGUCGAUCUCAAUAGGAAUUUCAGCUACGGUUUUGGCGAGAAAGGAGAAGAAGGUUCAUCUGACGAUCCUGGUAACGUGUUCUAUAGAGGUCCAAGUGCCUUCUCGGAACCCGAAACUGCCGCGGUCAGGCGCGCGAUCUUGGAUGCGCCAUGCAGCUUCAAGGUGUUCCUGUCGUUCCACAGCUACGGCGAAGUCAUCAUCUUCCCAUGGGGUUACACCAGUGAUCCUUGCCCCGACUAUGUUGAGCUCCUGGAGGGAGGAACUGCUAUGGCUAAAGCUAUCCACAGCACGAACGGCCACACAUACAAAGUCGGCAGCACCAAAGACCUGAUGUACUACGCAGCCGGCACCAGCAUCGACUGGAGUUACGCCGUCAACAACAUACCAUACUCCUACAUGGUGGAACUCCGAUCCAAAACCCACAGGUUCCUUCUCCCCAAAGAAGAAAUCGUUUCCACUGCCACAGAAGUAUUAAAUGGAGUGUUGAGGCUUAUGGACUUUGUGGACAGGCGGUGUGCAGGAACCCAGUCAUGCGCCUGUCCAAAAUGAUACAUAACCAAAUACUCGAGAAAGUUCCAUGCCUUCAUACAAGAAGUGACCUUACCCAGCAAUCAAAAAUCAAUGCGUUAAAUUGAAAUGUGGUAUCGUUAAAAGUGAGUACCACUUGACUUUUAUUAGGGAAAAUUGACUUGUUUGAUCUUAAAAAUAUGUAAAAUUUCUAUCUAAAAGUUAUGAUAUGGACUAGGCCACUUCUUGCAUUACAAUUGUGAUACAGCAGUGAUUUUUCCCUUCAAGUUUUGCAACGUAUUUUUAAGUUAUUGUCUCAAUUAUAUACACUAAUUUAUACCAACA
This is a messenger RNA of Helicoverpa armigera (cotton bollworm), 4200 nucleotides long. RefSeq lists its product as uncharacterized. Gene Ontology annotation, molecular function: metallocarboxypeptidase activity; zinc ion binding. The record is from RefSeq and is a predicted model, not a curated record. Bases 232 to 3897 code for a protein of 1221 amino acids. The transcript is spliced from 16 exons. NCBI's taxonomy places the organism in Eukaryota, Metazoa, Arthropoda, Insecta, Lepidoptera, Noctuidae. Gene Ontology annotation, biological process: proteolysis.